AUGGCACUAGUACACAGCAUCAGUGAAAAUGAUGAUCCCUGGGUUUGGUCAGCUAAAGAUGAUGUACGUGUUAAAGUGAUGUUAGGUAAUAAUGAAAUUGAAGAUUUAGCACGAAAAGCAAUUAUUAAAAAGUUUGAUUUAAAAACCAGUGAAUACUCAAAAUAUUGGGAUAUUCUGCCGUUGAUGAUUGAUUCUCUCACAGCUUAUGUUGUCAAAAGUAGUAGUUCACCAAUUGCCGGAGUACAACCUUAUCGUGCUAUUCAUCCAAAUUCUAUGACCAUGAUCUUUCGUUUUCCAUGUACGACCGAAGCAAAUGCAGUGGAAAUUGUUGAUCUAGUAAGAAGUGGUGAAUAUGAAAUUGAAAUUGCAUUCUAUUUUGAUGGUUUCAAGCGUACAUCGACAAAUUUUGUUUCGAUUACGGCUGAUCAAUUGAAAAGUGUUGGAAGUAGAACGGCAGCUGAUGGUGGUAAUACAAAAGCAAAAUAUAUACACCGUAGUCAGACAACAAAAUAUGUUAGUCACUAUGUAACGAAUGUAAAGAAAAUGAUCUAUCAAGAAGCGGAAGUUCCAAAUAGUGAAUCACUUACUAGUGGUCUGGAAGAUACAUUUAUAUCGUUAUUGCAACAAGGUAUGAUGUUUAGAAAAAAUUUUCUCUCCGGUUCACUUAUGAAUUUCUGUGCUCUAGCUAUGGAUGAAGCAAAACAAAUUUCAUUAGAUACAAAAGCCUUUGAACAAGUGUGGUCAGCUAAUGAUUUAAAACCUGAUCUGAUAGAAUCGGAAUUAAAUAAAAUGUUCGUCUAUAAUGAAACAGCCACGAAAGAACACGGCUCUUCUGAUAUGUACUAUGAUUUGAUGACACAUUUUGCACAGUCCUCAGCAGCAAGUAAUAGUUUGAGCUUGAAUUAUGGCUUUGGAGCAAUCUUCGAAGCUAUAGGUGCUUUUUUUAAUGUUGGUCUGGAUACGUCGUCUCAAACACAACAGAGCUCUACCAAUACAACACGACAGAUUGAUCGUCGAGCCUAUUCAAGAUCUGAAAUACGAGAAGCACUAUUGAAGCAGGGUAUUGAAAUAGAGAAAACUGGUAAAACAUGGGAACCAAAGUCUUUCGACGUCUAUCGUCUUACAGAUAUCUCCGAUCGUUUGGAAGUUGGUGUUAUGGCUAAACAGCUGAUUGUUGAUAAAAAUCAAAGUGCAAUUAUAAGAACAAUCAGUACAAUGAACACGCCAACCGUCACAGCUGAAGGAAAUGCAGGCCAACAUCACGAAGAAAAGAAGUUUGCAACAGGUGCAAUUCAGAUGUACGCCGGAAGUGACCAACCGCCUUCACCUUGGCUUCUGUGUAAUGGCUCUGAACUAUCGAGAAUCGUUUAUCAACAUUUUAGAGGUCGAGUAACAAUGGGCGUUGAUGGAGUAGGCCUACGUAUUAACACAGCGAAUGAAAUUGGGAUGACAGGUGGGAACGUAACCCAAAUUCUGACAAUAGAUAACCUUCCAGCACAUGUACACAAUCAGGGAUCACUUACAGCAUUAACAAGUGGCAGUCAUACGCAUUCUGUUAACGACCCAGGACAUAAUCAUGGUGGACUAACUGACAGUGCUGGCUUUCUGAGUUCAAAUGGAAACUGGUACAUAGCAAAUACAGGAGCAAGUAUAGGAGUAGGAACACAUCAGCACACAAUACCUACUGGACGAACGUAUAUUUCAAUCAAUUCAGCUGGAGAUCAUGGUCACUCGAUAAAUGGACAAACUGGAGUCACUGGCGGUGGAAAAGAAUUUAGUUUGCUGCCACCAUUUCAAACAGUUCAUUAUAUCAUUUAUGCUAAUUAA
Didymodactylos carnosus is the source of this 1827-nucleotide messenger RNA. NCBI's taxonomy places the organism in Eukaryota, Metazoa, Rotifera, Eurotatoria, Philodinida, Philodinidae. The record is from the annotation of a GenBank genome assembly.